UUUAAGAGAGACAUGGCACAAACUGGACUUACGAUUUUUCUACUCAUAAGCAUACUACUGCUGGAUCAGACCAUCAGCCAGGCUUCCAAAUUCAAAGCCAGGAAGCACAGCAAACGUAGAGUGAAAGAAAAAGAUGACCUAAAGACCCAGAUUGACAAAUUGUGGCAAGAAGUAAAUGCUCUGAAAGAAAUGCAAGCACUUCAGACAGUUUGUCUUCGUGGGACAAAGGCCCAUAAGAAGUGCUACCUUGUAUCAGAAGGCACCAAACAUUUUCAUGAAGCCAACGAAGACUGCAUAGCCAAGGGAGGGACACUGGCUAUCCCAAGGAAUAAUGAUGAAACAAACACUCUUCGAGAUUAUGGCAAGAAAAGUAUGCCUAGAGUGUCUGAGUUUUGGUUGGGUGUCAAUGACAUGAUAAAUGAAGGGAAAUUUGUUGAUGUCAAUGGCAUGGCUCUACAGUACUUCAACUGGGAUCGUGCCCAACCAAAUGGGGGGAAGCGUGAAAACUGUGUCUUUUUUUCUCAGUCGUCACAAGGCAAGUGGGUGGAUGAAGUCUGUCGUACUGCCAAAAGAUAUAUUUGUGAAUUUCUGAUCCCAUAAUUACAUACACAAAUGACCAUGACUAUGUUUUGGGUUAUUAACACGCAGUUUUGCUUGUUAGUAACCCUUCCCACUUAGACAGUGGUGAGUUAAAAAUAUCCAUCUCCUGCAUUGUACUCACUCUUUCCUGAAACAGAAGUUUUCUCUAUUAAUUUAUUUUCUAUUCAGAUGCUAAAAAUGUUAUGUUUAGUGAGUGCUCUCAUUAUGUACAGGAAUAUAUUGUAAGUUUGACCUACAUUGUUUCAUAUUUUGGCAUGUUAUUUCAGCCUGAUGUUCGGGUUGCCGGAAUUCACCUCCUAUUUCUUUACU
Messenger RNA from Haliaeetus leucocephalus (bald eagle), 909 nucleotides. RefSeq names its product C-type lectin domain family 3, member A (gene CLEC3A). The transcript has 3 exons. The coding region runs from base 13 to 600 and encodes 195 amino acids. Gene Ontology annotation, biological process: ossification. Lineage: Eukaryota; Metazoa; Chordata; Aves; Accipitriformes; Accipitridae. The record is from RefSeq and is a predicted model, not a curated record.